UGUAACAGGGUGAAGGUGCACCUUCAGCAGGCGUUUGUUCAGCUCUGACUGUGUAGAUCUCUGAGUUUGUUUAUGAAACCAUCCGGACAGGGGGACAGGAGUCUGUGGAAGUCUUUACUUCUCUUAUGACGUUAAUGUUCUGGUUGUGACCGUGCUGUUAUGGCUGACCCGUACGCCGCUCAGGCGCCGGCCUCUGGCUCGGCAGCUAAGAUGGAAGUUGUUCAGAGUCAGGUGAACGAGGUGAAAGUCAUCCUGACCGACAACAUUACUAAAGUGCUGGAAAGAGGAGACAAGUUAGACGACCUCAUCGGGAAAACCGACGACCUGCAGGCUUCCGCCGACUCCUUCCAGAGAACGUCGCAGCGGGUGGCCAGGAAGUACUGGUGGAAGAACAUCAAAAUGAUGAUAAUAAUCGGCGUGGUCGUUCUGAUCAUCAUCAUCCUCAUCAUCCUCGCCGCCACUAACGUUAUUUAAAUCUUCACUGUUUGCUCAGGACUGAAAUUUACCUCUGAUGAGAGUUUUUGAUUUCAUGUUUCAAGAGAAUACUUGUACAUUUAGAAGUAUCUGUGAUUUUGAAAGUAAUGAAAGUUAACCGAGUUUUCUUCAGAGACAACUUAAACACUCCAAACGUGAUGCAGCACCACUCUUGAUGUUUCAGAGAAGAGCCCAAACUCAGAGGAUGUUUCAAUCUUUUUUUAUUGUUGCAUUUCAUAUUGUUUAAUUACCUGUGUAUAUACUGCUGUCAAACUCUGUAAUAACACAUGUAUUAUAAGACUGAUGAUUAUGAUAAGGAGGAUAAAUCGCAACAGAGCAUUUUUUUUUUCUACCACAUGACUUAUAUAUGUGUGAUUUUUUUUUUUCUUCUUUUUCUCCAACCAAUCUAUCGUUUCCUUCACUGAAUAAAUGAAGCAAUUCACAA
Notolabrus celidotus (New Zealand spotty) is the source of this 919-nucleotide messenger RNA. RefSeq lists its product as uncharacterized. The record is from RefSeq and is a predicted model, not a curated record. Gene Ontology annotation, cellular component: SNARE complex; plasma membrane. Gene Ontology annotation, molecular function: SNAP receptor activity; syntaxin binding. Gene Ontology annotation, biological process: vesicle-mediated transport; SNARE complex assembly; vesicle fusion. NCBI's taxonomy places the organism in Eukaryota, Metazoa, Chordata, Actinopteri, Labriformes, Labridae. The coding region runs from base 160 to 474 and encodes 104 amino acids. The transcript has 3 exons.